This is a messenger RNA of Verruconis gallopava, 1052 nucleotides long. RefSeq lists its product as uncharacterized. The transcript is spliced from 2 exons. Gene Ontology annotation, biological process: mitochondrial translation. Gene Ontology annotation, cellular component: mitochondrial large ribosomal subunit; ribosome. Gene Ontology annotation, molecular function: structural constituent of ribosome. The record is from RefSeq and is a predicted model, not a curated record. NCBI's taxonomy places the organism in Eukaryota, Fungi, Ascomycota, Dothideomycetes, Venturiales, Sympoventuriaceae. Bases 196 to 786 code for a protein of 196 amino acids.
CACGGGGAAUGCGACGGGCAUGGGAGGAGACAGCAGACGUGAAUUCCGCAUCACCUCCGACGCGCGGCACGGACCAUCCUCCGUACAAAAGUCUCUCGAAAACGACCCAAAAAAGCUGAGUUUGGUUCAAGACCGAACUGUCAGACGUCCGAGUCGAACGAAUUUGGCGGUGCGUCUACAUAAACACAUCUCGCGAUGGCAGCCAAUGCAUUGAAGCCGCACUUCCCCGUCGGCAAGCGGCAAAUCUCAUUCCCCAAGUUCACAGUGACGAUGAUAAAAUCCGCUCUGCCUCCCAACUACGCACGCUUCAUCGUGCCGCUCUCCUUCAACAAGCUCGACCUCCGAGACUACCUGUUCCACGUGUACAAUGUGCGGACGCUGCACAUCCGCUCGGCCAUCAUCCAGGGCAAGGCAUUCAAGAACGAGCACCAGCGGCUGGUGCGCGGCCCUGCGACCAAAUACAUGACGGCGCAGUUGCUGGAGCCGUUCGUGUGGCCGGAGGAGCCGUGGGUCAAGCAAGGAAUCGCCGAGGAGGACUGGGACGGCUUCCAGAGAGGCAUGCAGGAAGCGAGCGAGGAGGCCGAGCGGGGCGACGAGACCGUCAUCAACUACGACCGGACGCUUAGACGCAUCAGAGACAAGAUGAAGCCCAAGAGGGAGCACAGGGAGAAGCUGGAGGAGCAGGCGAGGCGUCUGCUGAGCGGCGAAGAGAAGUGGCAGAGCACGAGCAUGGCCAUGGGGAGGGAGGAGUUCUGGAGCAGGAAGACGUCGAGCAAGGCGAGGUGAUGGCCACUCUUCUUUUGGUGACUUUUGCUCAACCUUUGUAACCGAUGGAACGCGCUGGCCGCGCAGGCCCAGUAUGAUUGACAGGACCUGGCGUUGGGCCGCCUUCUUGUUUUUCAUGUGUACAAUUAGCUAGCAUAGCGACGGAAUGGACCGCCGUUCAAAGGAUAUCUCUCUCUGUGCAUAUAUCAAGGCAAGCUUCCGGCCGCGCUACUCUGCAACGUUUCCGGGGAAACCUGUUAGCUGAAGAAUGUGGAAAUCUACUGUCG